AUGAUUUCUCUGGUUCUUCACAAGUGGAUGAGGAAUAUUUCACCGGAGAUGCUGCUGUUGGUGCCGAUAUUGUGGUUUUUACCUCUGACUGGAGCGGCUCCGUCUCAGACUACCGAGCAGCUGGACACUGGUGUGGACUGGCUGAGCAAGUUUGGCUACCUCCCGCCCCCUGACCCAGUGACUGGUCAGCUCCAGACCAAGGAGGCGCUGACCAAGGCCAUCAAAGCCAUGCAGAAGUACGGAGGGCUGAAGGAGACCGGCGUCUUAGACCAAGCCACGCUGGGUCUAAUGAAAACACCCAGAUGUUCCCUGCCAGAUGUUUCUGAGGCGGAGGUGACAAUGGGCCGUAGGAAAAGAGACUUGAGCCCUCAGAACAAAUGGAGUAAGAGGCAUCUAUCAUGGAGAGUGAGGACCUUCCCUAAGGACUCUGCCUUACUGGGCAGGGACACUGUUCGAGCCCUCAUGUACUACGCCCUGAAGGUCUGGAGUGACAUCGCACCACUAAACUUCCACGAGGUGGCCGGCAGUGAUGCAGACAUUCAAAUCGACUUCACCAAGGCCGACCACAACGAUGGAUAUCCCUUUGACGGGCCGGGGGGCACCGUGGCACACGCAUUUUUCCCCGGGGAGAGGUUCACAGCUGGGGAUACACACUUUGAUGACGACGAGGCCUGGACCUUCAGAUCUCCAGACACUCAUGGGAUGGAUCUGUUUGCGGUUGCGGUCCAUGAGUUCGGUCACGCCAUCGGCCUGGUCCACACCUCAGCCAUAGAGUCCAUCAUGAGGCCGUACUACCAGGGUCCCGUAGGAGACCCUCUGAAAUACGACCUACCCUAUGAAGACAAGGUCCGCGUCUGGCAGCUCUACGGUGUCAGAGACUCGGUGUCUCACACAAACCGACCAGGCAACCCCUCCCAGACGGCUGAACCUCCUGUCCUGCUGGACCUUCCCGAAAACAGAUCCACUCUCCUGCUGACACGAGAUGCCCCAGACAGAUGCACAAGUCACUUUGAUGCCGUGGCCCAAAUACGAGGGGAGGCCUUCUUUUUCAAAGGGAAGUACUUCUGGCGACUAACAAGAGAGAAGCACCUGGUGUCUCUUCGCCCGGCUCAGAUACAUCGGUUCUGGAGGGGCCUCCCACCCAAUCUGGACAGUGUGGAUGCUGUGUAUGAGAGGCCUGGGGACCACAAAAUAGUAUUUUUCAAAGGUCUGAAGUACUGGGUAUUUAAAGACAAUAACGUGGAGGAGGGCUACCCUCGUCCCAUCAGUGACUUUGGCCUGCCCUCGGAAGGAGUAGAUGCAGCCUUUGUUUGGCUACACAACGACAAAACCUACUUCUUCAAGGACAACCACUACUGGCGCUACGAUGACCACCUGAGACGUAUGGACCCGGGCUACCCUAAAGACAGUUUGCUUUGGAAGGGGCUGCCGCCACAACUGGAUGACAUCAUGAGGUGGUCUGAUGGCUCGUCCUAUUUCUUCAAGGGGAAGGAAUACUGGCGAGUGCCGAGCAGCGACAUGGAGGUGGAGGCAGGAUACCCCCGCCUCAUCGCUAAAGACUGGCUGCUGUGCACCGAGAUGCAGUCUGACUCUCCGGACACGCAACCCAAAAGCACGGAGACGAGAGUCAACGAGCACCAUCAACCGGACCACGCAGAGAACGGAUUCGAGGUGUGCUCCUGCACCUCGGACACCGCCUCGCCUUUAGGCGCCCGCCCCUCCCCAUCUCCCCUGUGGCUGCUGCCACCUCUCUGGACGCUCUCGCUGGCCCUCUGCUCUGAACUGCUAUGAUGCCAAAGCAUGGGACAACGUUCCUGAGCUGACACAGACUCUAUGGUGGAGGGCCAGUGGGAACGAAAUACAAACUUCUUGUUCAUAUAAAUAUCAAUUGGUAUGUUUUUGCUAUUAAUUUUGCAGUUAUUUAUUUCACAUGCCAUUGUCUUCUAAAGCGCCUUGCCGUAUAGGUAGUACAUACAGUUAUCAUAUAAUCAUACUAGGGUAUAUCUAGUGGCCGUCAAUCCACUGACCAUGACAAUGCUAGUACCGUGCUUAACAACUCUAUUAGUUUCUUCUUCAAUGGCUAAACUUUCUCAUCUUCACAAGGAAGAUAAUUCAGUGAGAUUGUUCAGAAUUACUUUUUUAGUUUACGGCAAUAAUGAAUGGUAUCCUGGGAUGUAUAUUUUCAACAGUUGAAUGGUAUCCUGAGAUGUUAAUAGGUUCAUUUUAGUUGGACCUUUUAGGAAAUGUUAUAGGUUUAUUCUUCUUUCUCCCCAGAGUUAGAUGGAAAUAUCCACACCCCUCUCACGUCUGUCUGGUGAACAUUAAGCACCAGCUAGCAGCCGGUUGGUUGAGCUUAGUAUAUGAGACUGAAAACAGGGAAAAAGCAAACAAACAAAAGACUUUUGUCACCUUCGGACAUAGCCAGGCUAGCAUUUUGUUUCCUUUUUUCAGUCUUUAUGCUAAGCUAAGCUAACCAGGUCCUGGCUGUAGCCUUAUGUUUACCGUUCAGAUAUGUGAUUGAAUGUUAUCUUCUCAUCUAACUCUCGACAUGAAAGAAAAAAAGGGUAUGUCGAAGUAUUGCUUUAAAAAGUGCCUGGCAAGUAGACCUUCCUGCCAGGAUGUUUACUGCCUAUCAGCAUUGUCCACCAAUCAAAUGGUUAUGCUUAAAUUCAGGUUGGUUACAGUUAAGGUUACAGUUAUGACCGUGGCUGCGGUUUGGGCCCACCAAUCCCGAGAGGGACACAGUAUUUAGGAAAAGCUGCCUGCAAGACUCGAACCAGGGUAAAUAAUGACAUAGUGGAUACAGAUACUAUGGUUAGACAGGUGACUGACACCCCGACAUGUAUUUAGGCGACAGGUAAAAAGUACCCAGAAAUGCAGUCGAGAUAGAUAGUUUACAAAUGAAUGGCCCCAUGUUGGCAUGAAGAGAAAAUAAAUGGCAUGCUGGGAUGUCGACAGGCAGAUGAAUACCAUCCAGUACUGCUACAUAUAGAAGAAAGGUGCACCCUAUGCUGUGGGAAGUAGGACAAAUAAAGACUUCCUGUAAGUUUGUCAGUGUCGCUUUACCCUAUUAUCCCAGCUUAACUCCCUUACCUGUACUCCCACGCUCUUUGAGGAACUGCUGCUUAUCCAUGAAUUUGUCAUUUUCAACCCCGCUACAGAAGCGUUUCCUACCAUUACCAGAGGCAGUAUACUUUUGUUGUGUUUUUGGUAAUAAAUAUGGACGGAUUGCGACUCCAUAUUGCUUCGAUACGAUUAUAGUUCAGACCCUUUUUUUCCCUCACAGCUGGACGAUUUCCCCCAUCAAUCCCAGCUCCUUUUAAGGACGCCGUUAGCAGAGCUCACAGGAAAGCAACCGGAUUUAUUCUUGCUGAUAUAUUUACCUACAGUUUAAAUAUAGACACAGAUAUAUUGAGUUGAGAUGUUCCAUGGUUUCUUCAAAACCGAGUGGACUGUGUAUAUUUCAAGGUGUGUUUUCUAAUGUAAAAUAUUUUUGUAGAAAAAUAAAACA
This is a messenger RNA of Cottoperca gobio, 3511 nucleotides long. RefSeq names its product matrix metallopeptidase 17a (gene mmp17a). Gene Ontology annotation, cellular component: extracellular matrix. Gene Ontology annotation, molecular function: zinc ion binding; metalloendopeptidase activity. Bases 1 to 1791 code for a protein of 596 amino acids. NCBI's taxonomy places the organism in Eukaryota, Metazoa, Chordata, Actinopteri, Perciformes, Bovichtidae. The transcript is spliced from 10 exons. The record is from RefSeq and is a predicted model, not a curated record. Gene Ontology annotation, biological process: collagen catabolic process; extracellular matrix organization; proteolysis.